Bombina bombina (fire-bellied toad) is the source of this 967-nucleotide messenger RNA. RefSeq lists its product as uncharacterized. Bases 3 to 656 code for a protein of 217 amino acids. The record is from RefSeq and is a predicted model, not a curated record. NCBI's taxonomy places the organism in Eukaryota, Metazoa, Chordata, Amphibia, Anura, Bombinatoridae. The transcript is spliced from 3 exons.
UAAUGGUGGGAAAUGACGGCCUAAGUGGGGAGGCUUAUGGCCUUCAGGAAUCUUGGACGGAAAAUAUCAGGCUGGAUAUUGAGGACGGCGUUCCAGGGGUGGAACGUUUUAAUGCAAAGGGAGAAGAAACAAGGACGGAAAAAGGGCAGCAAUUAAUGACUAACACGGAUCCCAGGGCUACUGGUUUCCAGAAUACAGAGAAGGUUACGGCUGCAUCUCAAAGGAUUCAGUCUGCAGUGCCUCAGGACCCGAGUACAGGUGUAAAGAUCGUAUGGGUGAUGGGGCAUUCGUUUAUAUACUGGGCCAAUGCUGAGGCCAGUAAGAAAAUGGGCGGCCUUCAGCUUGGGUGUCCUGUGGAUCAAUGGGAGGUCAAAUGGUUUGGGAUUAGGGGGAUGUGCUGGGAACUCUUUUUUCCGUUGUUUCUAGAUUUUGGCAGAAUGUUUCCUCGUCCUCAGGUUUUGAUAGUGCAUUUGGGGGGAAAUGAUUUAGGUAUGAUUCCUCAAAAGGAACUAGUUAGAAGAAUCAAAAGAGAUCUGGGCAACAUAAAGGAACUUCAUCCUGAAAUCAAAAUAAUUUGGUCACAGAUUACUCCUAGGUUGGUUUGGAGAUCAGCGAGGGAUUAUGAUAGGCUAGAAAAGAGUCGUAAAAAAAAUUAACAAAAUAAUUAGCUCUUUUGUUAAGAGGUUGGGGGGAGGCGUAGUUUUCCACCCAGAUUUUGAAGUAGAUGGGGCUGAGGAAUUUUAUUUAAAAGAUGGUGUUCAUUUUAACCAAUUUGGGCUGCAGCUAUUUAUUUUCGAUAUAAAAGAAGCUUUGGGAAAAAUAUUGGGUUUGGCGGGACUGGGCUGUUCGGUCAGUCCAGUCGGUGGCGGGGGUGCUAGUUCCCAGACAAAUAUGGUACGCAAUAUGGCCAAGUGAUUUGGAGGAUUUUAAGUAGUUGCCUCUCCAUGGGGUGAGUGGACAACUGGUU